AUGUUGUUUUCUCCCUGGGUUGAUACCCUCGCUUGUCUGCUCGCCUUUGGAGUGUCGGACAUUGGUGCCACUGUCAUCAGACAAGGAUAUUCACAUGGACUUCCUUCAUCUCCCGAGCUUCCUCACGCUGGACAUCAUGGCUCUAACAUGACCAGACUGCAUGGAGGUGUUGCCUCGGAAAGCACCAUCUGUUCUGGCAUUGGACGCGACCUGCUUCUGAGAGGAGGAACAGCUGCUGAUGCAAUGGUCGGAACUACGUUCUGCGUUGGCGUGAUUGGCAUGUAUCAUUCUGGAGUUGGUGGUGGCGGCUUUAUGCUGGUCAGAGGUGCCGAUGGAGAGUAUGAGUUCAUUGACUUUCGCGAAACGGCACCUGCGGCCGCCUUCCAAGAUAUGUACAAGAACAACACGAAUGCAAGCAUCUAUGGGGGCUUAGCAAGACUACCAUGGAAAGACGUAAUGCAAGGCGCAAUCAAGACUGCUCGCUAUGGGUUUCCUGUCACAGCAGAUCUGGUCCGUUACAUGGCCUCUGCCACAGCAGGUGCGACGACCAACUUCCUUGUCGAUGAUCCGAAUUGGGCUAUCGAUUUUGCACCCAACGGCACUCUGUUGCGACUCAACGACACGAUCACUCGUCAACGCUAUGCUUCGACUCUGGAAGCCAUUGCAGAGCGUGGUCCUGACGCAUUUUACACUGGUCCCAUUGCUGAAGCCAUGAUUGACACGCUGCAAGCAGCCAAUGGCACAAUGACCAUGGAGGAUCUGAAGAACUACACCGUUGCGAUCCGUGAUCCUGUCGAAAUCGACUACAGAGGAUACAAGCUCAAGAGUGUGAGUGCUCCAGCAUCAGGCGGCGUGGUACUGUCCAUCCUGAAGAUCGUGGAGGGUUACGACACCAUGGGUGAAGAAGCGUACCUGAAUCUCAGCACUCAUCAUCUUGAUGAAGCAACACGCUUCGGAUAUGGCUUCCGUGCCUCGAUGGGAGACCCUCUGUUCGUCGAAGGUAUGGACGAGUAUCAAGCCGAGAUAAUCAACGCAACCACAGCAGCAAAUGUCCGUCAUCUCAUCUCGGAUACGCACACCCUCAAUGUAUCGGCAUAUGAUCCUGCCAAUCUGGAGAUCAAAGAUACACCCGGAACCUCGCAGGUAGUCACUGCCGACAGCUCUGGCAUGGCGAUCUCGCUCACCACGACUGUCAAUCUUUUGUUUGGUAGCCAGCUCAUCGUUCCAUCAACUGGAGUGAUCUUGAACAACGAGAUGAACGACUUUUCGAUCCCAGGAACAAAGAACGCGUUUGGCCUUGAUCCUUCAGAAAGCAAUUUCGUGCGUCCCGGAAAGAGACCGAUGUCCUCGAUUGCUUGCACGAUCGCCGAAUACCCUGACGGCUCUCUCUACUUUGUCACGGGCUCUGCAGGAGGUAGUAGAAUCAUCACCGCAACGUUGCAGACAUUGUGGCAUGUUUUGGACCAGAACAUGACUGCUGCCGAAGCGUUGGCAGCACCUCGUCUGCAUGACCAGCUUUCUCCCAACUAUGUGAGCUUCGAAUAUGCAUACGACAAUGCGACUGUGGAUUACAUGAAGAGUCUGGGGCACAACGUCACUUGGGUAGCCCCUGGGCAGAGCACGGCACAGUGUUUGCGAGUAUUGAGCAAUGGCACGUUUGACGUCGCCAGUGAGCCUCGGCAGCUGAACUCGGGUGCAUAUGCUGUGUAA
This is a messenger RNA of Aureobasidium uvarum, 1710 nucleotides long. The record is from the annotation of a GenBank genome assembly. NCBI's taxonomy places the organism in Eukaryota, Fungi, Ascomycota, Dothideomycetes, Dothideales, Saccotheciaceae.